Molecule: messenger RNA, 3573 nt
Organism: Pediculus humanus corporis (human body louse)
Lineage: Eukaryota; Metazoa; Arthropoda; Insecta; Psocodea; Pediculidae
Exons: 9
Coding region: 1-3573 (1190 amino acids)
Biological process (GO): protein deubiquitination
Cellular component (GO): nucleus; cytosol
Molecular function (GO): zinc ion binding; cysteine-type deubiquitinase activity; cysteine-type endopeptidase activity
Source: RefSeq, a predicted model, not a curated record
AUGGGCAGGAAAAAAAGACAAGCAGACCAUUCGAUAGAAAAUGAGGAUUCGUCUGACUCAAUUGAAGAAAAUCAAAAAAAAACGAUAGCUGUUAAUUGUCCACAUGCUAAAAACGCCAUUCAUUUACCUGGUGUUAAAAAAGCAUUAAAACCUGAUGGUUUUCCAUUAACAUGCAACGGUUGUGCAAAAGGUAAAACUAACAGUAAUAGUACCUCAGAAGUAGAAAAUGAAAACUGGGCUUUGCUUAUGUGUUUAAAAUGUGGUCACUGCGGGUGUGGUAGUGGAAGCAAGCACGCUGAACAGCAUUCAAUAAAUCGAAAAUCAGAUGUUCACGAUCUUGCUCUUAACUUAACAAUAUGGACAGUAUGGUGUUAUAAAUGUGAUGUAGAAAUACCUUCAAAUGCUUCUAAAAAGCUAUUAGAAUGUUAUGAAUUUGUUAAAAAAAUUUUAGCAUCUAAUUCUAUGGAUAGUAGAACACCUCCAGUCGAAAGAUUUGUCGAAGAAAAACCUUCUGUAAAUUUUUCAUUAUCUAGGCCUGUUAAAGGUUCAGAUUCUGCGGUUUAUCCGCCAGGAUUUGAAUCUUAUGUUCCUCAACAUAAUAGUUUUUUAGAUUCUUUACCAAAAGCUAGGGGACUAUGCAAUUUAGGAAACACAUGUUUUUUUAAUGCAGUUCUACAAUGUUUGUCUCAAACACCAUUUUUACUUUCAAUUUUGGAAGAAAUGAAAGAAGAAGGUGAAAAAUUUAAAUUGCCUGGAGGGGAGAUAAAUUUCGGGGAAGAAAAGGAAACUUUGGAACCACUGGAGGGAGUUUUAAAAGGAUGGGGACAAGUUACACAAAUAUUGGCUGAUACUCUUUUCGAAAUCCAGUCUGGUAAAAGUGAAGUUUUUCAACCUCGAAAGCUUUUAUGUCAAUUACAUUUAAAAUGUCCUCAGUUUGUCGGUUUUGGACAACAUGAUUCUCAUGAAUUACUUAGACAAUUACUCGAAAUUGUUAGAACUGAAGAUUUACAGCGUUACAAGCAUGCCAUUCUUGAAACUUUGAAUUUAGACAAAAAAAGUGAAAGAGACAAUAUAACGGAUGAACUAAGAAGAAAAGUCAAAGCAUAUGGAAAACAGGCAAACGAAUUGUUACUUAGGCCUGAGCAAGUUUUUCGAGGGUUUUUAGUUAGCACAUUAGAAUGUCAAGAAUGUCAUAAUAGAUCAGAUCACGUUGAAAGUUUUCUUGAUUUAAGUUUACCCGUUAUGGCGGAUAAACCGGUACACAUCAGAUCGAAAUCUUAUGAUGAUGGAGGCGAUAUAAAUUCACCCCCUUCGAAACAUCAGCUUAAAAUGAAACGAAAGGCAGCUGCCAAAAAUCGAAAAUUAAGGCAUAAAAACGUACCUUCGAAUGCGGCAGGAGAUGCAAAUGUUGAAGAAAACAAUUCUAGAAAUUCUAGUGAUUCAGACAAUCAGGAUCAGAGUGAUGCCGAUGUUGAAGAUAACGUAGAACCGGAAAUUAGUCAAAAUCAAGAUGUUAUCGAAUCCGGAUAUAGCUCGGAAAAACCAUUUAACGGAGAUUCAGCGUGCGGUAGUCCUUCGUCGGAGACAAAUAUACAUUUUAAUCGUGAUUCUGCUCUAGCUAGUCCUGUUAUAAAUAAGAAUAACGUUUCUAAUAAUGCAUCAAAUCAAAUUUUGGAUUUAACCAUGCCAAGUAAUUCAUUAUCCAAAGAAAAUUUGAUCUCUUCUCCGGGAAAUCACUUAUCAAUAACUUGUCAACCCUCCUCCGUAACAUCAUCAUCAGAAGCUCAUUUAGAUAAUCGUUUAAGUUCCAACGGCCAGGAUUUGGAUUCUGAAAUUAAAUUGAACAAAACGAGUUCAGGUGUAGAACAGGAAGAAUUAAAUCUCCCGUCUGUUAGUAAUGUAAAUUCCACAACGGAAAAAAUUCAGUGUAAAAGUAACGAUGUUGAGGAUAUUAACAGGACUGAUAAUAACAGUGAAAGCGAUAAAAUGACAAGACUGGAAAACGGAAUUGGUAAAUUGUUAUUCGAACCCAUCAAUAAAGAAGAAAAUAAUAAUAAUAGUAAUGCAAGCUUGUACGACAAAGUUGACGAGGAUGAAGACGGUGACGAUUAUGGUGGAUCUGCCGACGGUACGUUAGGUCAAAGAGUAUGCGGAGAAAAUUCGGGGGAAUGUACGAUUCAUUCGUGUUUGAAUCAGUUCACGGCUAGAGAAUUAAUGACUGGGAAUAAUAAAGUUGGAUGCGAGGCAUGCACAAAACGAGUGAAUCACGGUAAAGAAGGUAAAACUGUACUCACCAACACGUCCAAACAGCUAUUGGUAUGCAGUCCUCCGGCAGUACUCAUCCUUCAUUUAAAAAGAUUUCAAGUUUUACGAUGCACUUUCAAAAAGAAAUGUCGCGAAGUGAAAUUUCCCAUGAUUUUAGAUCUUGCUCCAUAUUGCUCUACAAAAUGCAAAAACGGAUCAACGAUAAAAAAAAAUCAAAAUGAAAUAUUAUACUCACUCUACGGGGUUGUCGAACACAUGGGUACUUUUCACAGGGGUCACUACGUCGCUUACAUAAAAAUUCGGCCCCCCAUGAAACCGGACGAUCCUCGUUGGUCUUUUCUACCCAAAGGUGCUCACGGUAACUUGGCUGCUCAAAUUAAAAAUAACUACCUGGAUCACUCUCAUCAAAAUGGCGCCGUGGGCGGGAAAUUAUCUCCUCCUCCUGGGAAAUGGUAUUACGUGAGCGAUUCUUGCACUUCGGAAGUCGACGAAGAAAACGUUUUAAGCAACGGUUUAAUUGAUUAUGCAGAAGAAGCCACAGCAGGAUCCGAAUUCAAUAGUAAUAAUUUUCAAGAUGAUUCCGAAUUUCCUCAAAGUUUGGUAACUGAAAAAAUAAUUUUUUGCAUUGAUAUUUUACUUAUGUCAAAAAGUGACAAUUCCAUUUUAAACAUAUUCAAUUUGUUAAAAUCAUAUUUUGUAUUAAAAAAAAAAAUAUGCGUCAAAUCCCCGGAAUUCGAAUGUCUUCUCAUAACGGGAAAUGCAUCCAUUAUUCAUUUCAAUAUUAACAGUAUAAAAGACAUACAAACAGCUUUGAAAUUUGUCGAAAAUAUCGAAUAUGAUGAUGAAAUCAAACCAUUGGAAAUAGAUAAAGUUUUUAAUAACAUAGCUUCAUUAGCAGAACUACCUGAUCCUGAUAAUCAUAAUAAAUGUAUACCCUUUAAUUGGGUCUACCAUGUUUUGUGGUUAUUCGGUCGUAAUUUAUUCAUUCCCACCAUGGAGAAUACAAAUCCGUAUAAUUAUCUCAUGAUGAGUUCGUAUUUUGCAUUAGACAUAUUAUAUUUAUACGAUGACACAUUACAAAAUAAUUGCAUUGAAAACAUUUCACAAUAUUUAUGCAGUUUAAAUGAAAAUGGAAAAGGUUAUUUUUUAAAAGUUAAAUUUAAUGAUUCUCCUAAAAUAUUUUCUAAUUUUGCACAAUUCCUCGGUCAUCCUUUGAUGAGAUCAUCACAAUCGAAAGCUAUUUUUAACAUAUUGGAAUUGGGGCCACCAUCCGAAGAACAUGAAAUCCAUGAAAUUAAUCAGAAAUAA